Cadophora gregata is the source of this 522-nucleotide messenger RNA. RefSeq lists its product as uncharacterized. The transcript has a single exon. The record is from RefSeq and is a predicted model, not a curated record. Lineage: Eukaryota; Fungi; Ascomycota; Leotiomycetes; Helotiales; Ploettnerulaceae. The coding region runs from base 1 to 522 and encodes 173 amino acids.
AUGUCCGGACGUCAACCCGCACCACAUAUCCACAUCCAAGGCCGUAUCGGCAUGCAAUACCCAUCACAAACUCGAGACGUCCUGUUCGGCACCAUGGGUCUUCCUCCCCACUCCAACCCUCCUCGCCUCCCACAAGCAUCCAUCGACGCCGCACCCCCAACCGGUCGUCCCAUCGUCCGACAGGCACCUAGAGGUAUUCGAGGCCGAGGUCAACAAAUUGCCCGUCGGGUCGUCAAUGCUGUUCGACGAAAAAGUCACGCCUCAAAAGUCUCCGGUAAUGGUUCUGAUCAGGCUGAUAAUCACGCUCUGAUUCCAGCUCCCGCAUUCGUUCGACCAGUUCCUGGAAAGAUCAUGUACUUGGGAGCGGGUAUUUGGCAUUAUGCUGCUGAUGUAGCUGGCUGGCCGACUGAGGAUGAAAGUCGGGUUGAUGUUGGAUCGGUUAAGCUUUUAGGAAAGAAAGACACGUAUGUUGCUAAUAUUCAUGAAUUGACGGAAAGAUACGGUAACACUCAUGGUCUCUGA